This is a messenger RNA of Girardinichthys multiradiatus, 2419 nucleotides long. It is a transcript of the gene lbx1a, whose product is annotated as ladybird homeobox 1a. Gene Ontology annotation, molecular function: DNA-binding transcription factor activity, RNA polymerase II-specific; DNA binding. Gene Ontology annotation, biological process: regulation of DNA-templated transcription. The record is from RefSeq and is a predicted model, not a curated record. Lineage: Eukaryota; Metazoa; Chordata; Actinopteri; Cyprinodontiformes; Goodeidae. The transcript is spliced from 2 exons. The coding region runs from base 287 to 1108 and encodes 273 amino acids.
CCCUCUCUAAGCUCCCACACACACAGGACGGGGAGGGAAUGAUCCACACACCAUAACAUGGUGCUGCUGUAGGACAGAGGUUCUGCUGUCGUUGCACCACUGUCCACCGAACGCGUUCCACUCGCGUCCACUGAGAAGUGUAGCCUGCCUGCAACCCCACGGCCAACAUGCGGCUGCAGAGCCAACUGUGAUCCGACCCGCGGAUGGUUUUGCCCGUAGUGGGCUGUCUCUUUUUGAACUCACAGCUCUGAAGUUACCUUGGUCAGGUGCAGGAGCUUGAACCGUCAUGACCUCAAAGGCCGAGUCGAAAUGCUCUGCGGUGCUGGGGAAGAGGAGGCGCAGUCCGUUGAAUCAGCUCCCACCACCGGCCAACUCCAGCAAGCCGCUGACGCCAUUCAGCAUCGAGGACAUCCUCAACAAGCCGUUCGUGAAGAGGAGCCAGCCGCUUCUGAUGUCACACAGGGAGAGCAGCCCGUCUGACCGGCCGCUGCUGGGGCAGAGCUCCCCGCUGUGCGCGCUGGAGGAGCUGGCCAGUAAAACCUUCAAGGGCCUGGAGGUCAGCGUUCUGCAGGCUGCAGAGGGCCGGGACGGUCUGGCCCUCUUCAGCCAGAGGAACACCCCAAAGAAGCGCCGGAAGUCCCGGACAGCCUUCACCAACCACCAGAUCUAUGAGCUGGAGAAACGCUUCCUUUAUCAGAAGUACCUGAGCCCGGCGGACCGGGACCAGAUCGCCCAGGACCUGUGCCUAACCAACGCGCAGGUUAUCACCUGGUUCCAGAACAGGCGGGCCAAGCUCAAGCGGGACCUGGAGGAAAUGAAGGCCGACGUGGAGUCCGCCAGAGUCGCAGAAGUUGUGGCUUUUGAGAAGCUUUCCAAGCUGGCGGAACUGGAGAAGAGCGCGGCUGAAGGUCUGGGCCUGGUGGCGCGCUCUAUGCUGAACACCGCCGAACCGGAUCAUAGGUCCGGCAGGACUGAGGAACACCUGAACAGGCCGCACACAUCGCUUCCUACUCCUCCCGCGUUGUCGCAGGACAGAGACGGACUGAGCAGCAGGUGUGGUUCGGAAGAUGAUGAUGAUGAGGAGCAGGAGAUCGACGUGGAUGACUGAAGCAUGCCACGUAGCCAGAUAUGUCGUGGGUUUCACACUUCACUUGAUCACAAGUGAAGCCGUGGAGCGAAAAUCCCGCACAGAGCGCCGUUAUGUUUUUGGAAGGCUGCACCAAUGAAGUGCCUUUAGGCUGCAUGUCCCUGAGACCCGCAGGAAGAACUGUUAGCCUCAACACUUCAAAUACAAUCCCUGAAACUCUGGGGCUUUUACAAUAUUCUGAAACAACCCGGAUCUCAUUUAGCUUAAAGGCCGUUCUCUGGUUACUCUUAAUUGGGUAACACACACAUCCGCAGCUACGCAAUACGCGUGAACGUGGAUCGUAACAACAUGACGCGCACGUCUCCCGGCCGUGUCCGCUGCCGGCUCCUUGUGGACACAGUCGGCCUUCAGUCAUCAGCGUUAGGGGCCAUAUGGUUCCAACAUUGUCGUCUUCAAUUGUGAGCCACUUUGAUGGAUGAACUAUUAGAGCUUUCUGAAGCGCUUAAUGUGGACACACUCCCUGCUCGUAUAGGGGCCCGGGGCCAUGAAUAUGAAUGGGCCUCAGCGGGCCGCUCGCUGCUUUGUGUCGUGGUUGGAGCCUCUAACAGAACCCUCACUCAUUUACUUCAUCUGUGCUUCAUUAUCCAAGGAGAGCUGCAGCUAUUUAACAUGAAAUCGGGAACAAAAGACUGAUGACAAUGGAAAGUGCCACAAUGUUGGGAAUUUUUUCGAAAGAAUAUAAAAUAUGAAUCUUGACAUUAAUAACAGUAUAAUAUAUUCCACGCAUACAUUUAAGGUAUUUUAUGGUUUAUGUGCUACAUUGCACCAUCAUCCAGCAGACUGAUAAAAUAAAUUCAUGAUUUACUGCAUCACUCGAAUUUUUUUUCUGCUCAGAAAUAUUUCGAUUGAAAACUUUUGUUGAUUUAUUUGCGUGUAUGCAACAGCAGAACCUUACAAACAGGAAGACACAGGAGGUGUGUGAACUCAAUAAGAUGUCGCGCACACACAGAACAAGCAUUAGGUGUGGCUGUUCAAUAAUGAACAAAUCUUAAAAUAAAAAAUAUUCUCAAAUAAGAGAAACAGUUUCAUGUCUUUACAUAUUUCUUAGCUAUUUAUUAAAAACAUAUAUCUUCAUGUUUGUUUUCUGUUUAAAUUAAUUCAUGACAAACUAAGUGAAUCUUUUCAGGAUUCAAUCAUGUAAUUAUUGCAGGCCCUAAUUUAAAAUUUGAUGAAAUAAAAUCUCCAAACUUAUUAUCUUUCAUCAACGUUUUGCUGCUUGCAUGGUGACAUUGAAAAGUACAUCUGUCAGAAUAAAAAAUAACAUGACAUCAA